AUGGUGAGGGAAUGGAGCAGUUCCUACUAUUGUCCACACUUUGCCACAGUGAACACGGAAGCGGGGGAGGUGGUGGGGGUGGUGGUGGUGGUGGGGGAGAACAUUAAGAAACCUUCCCAGGCAUCUGGGGUUCCCAGUGCUGGGGUGGUUCCGGAGGCUGGUCAGGCCCGGAGGUGCCUGGUUCGCUCCAGCGGGGCGGCGGUGCCUGAGGUAGUUUCUGUGCUGCGCUCCCCCUCCUCCGCCCACUCAUCACCCCCUCCCGCGUUGCCACGACAACGCGUAAAACUAAAAUUCACUUCCCCAUCGCAGAAGUGCCUGCGCCUGGACCCGGACGCGCCCGUGUGGGCCUCCAAGCAGCGCGUGCUGUGCACCCUCAACCACAGCCUGCAGGACGCGCUCAACUACGGGCUGUUCCAGCCGCCCUCCCAGGGCCGCGCCGGCAAGUUCCUGGACGAGGAGCGGCUCCUGCGGGAGUACCCGCCCAAUCUGGACACGCCCCUGCCCUACCUGGAGUUUCGAUACAAGCGACGUGUUUAUGCCCAGAACCUCAUUGAUGAUAAGCAGUUUGCAAAGCUUCACACAAAGGCAAACCUGAAGAAAUUCAUGGACUAUGUCCAGCUCCGUAGCACAGACAAGGUGGCUCGCCUGCUGGACAAGGGGCUGGACCCCAACUUCCACGACCCUGACUCAGGAGAGUGCCCCCUGAGCCUUGCUGCCCAGCUGGACAACUCCACGGACCUGCUGAAGGUGCUGAAAAAUGGCGGUGCCCACCUGGACUUUCGCACCCGGGACGGGCUGACGGCCGUGCACUGUGCCGCACGACAGCGGAACGCGGCGGCCCUGACGACCCUGCUGGACCUGGGGGCGUCUCCUGACUACAAGGAUAGCCGUGGCCUGACGCCUCUGUACCACAGUGCCCUGGGGGGCGGGGAUGCCCUCUGCUGUGAGCUGCUCCUCCACGACCAUGCCCAGCUGGGGGCCACCGAUGAGAACGGCUGGCAGGAGAUCCACCAGGCCUGCCGCUUUGGCCACGUCCAGCACCUGGAGCACCUGUUGUUCUAUGGAGCCGACAUGGGGGCUCAGAACGCCUCGGGGAACACAGCCCUGCACAUCUGCGCCCUCUACAAUCAGGAGAGCUGUGCCCGCGUCCUCCUCUUCCGUGGUGCCAACAAAGAUGUUCGCAAUUACAACAGCCAGACAGCCUUCCAGGUCGCCAUCAUUGCUGGGAACUUUGAGCUCGCCGAGGUCAUCAAGACCCACAAAGACUCUGAUGUUGUACCAUUCAGGGAGACCCCCAGCUAUGCGAAGCGGCGGCGGCUGGCCGGCCCCAGCGGCCUGACAUCCCCACGACCUCUGCAGCGCUCAGCCAGUGACAUCAACCUGAAGGGAGAGGGGCAGCCAGCAACCUCCCCUGGGCCCUCUCUGCGAAGCCUCCCCCACCAGCUCCUGCUCCAGCGGCUGCAGGAGGAGAAAGACCGGGACCGGGGUGCUGAGCAGAAGGACGUCGGGGGCCACGCGGUGGCCAAGGGGAGCCAGACCACCAUCAGAGCCUGCCAGGAGCAGGCAGCCCAUCAUCCCAGGGAGUAUGGGUUAGUAGGGUCCGAUGAAUGGGUAGCUCAGGUGUUCGGAAGGGAUCAGCGGCCAGAGGAGGGAAGUUACAGCGCCGUCCCCGGCCGCAAGUUCAUCGCGGUGAAGGCGCACACCCCGCAGGGCGAGGGCGAGAUCCCGCUGCACCGCGGCGAGGCCGUGAAGGUGCUCAGCAUCGGGGAGGGCGGUUUCUGGGAGGGGACCGUGAAAGGCCGCACGGGCUGGUUCCCGGCUGACUGCGUGGAGGAGGUGCAGAUGAGGCAGUAUGACACGCGGCACGAAACGCGGGAGGAUCGGACCAAGCGGCUUUUCCGUCACUACACGGUGGGCUCCUAUGACAGCCUCACGUCGCACAGUGAUUAUGUCAUCGAGGACAAGGUGGCUGUGCUGCAGAAACGGGACCAUGAGGGCUUCGGUUUUGUCCUCCGAGGGGCCAAAGCGGAGACCCCCAUCGAGGAGUUCACGCCCACACCUGCCUUCCCUGCGCUGCAGUACCUGGAGUCGGUGGAUGUGGAGGGCGUGGCCUGGAGAGCCGGGCUGCGCACUGGAGACUUUCUUAUUGAGGUGAACGGCGUGAACGUGGUGAAGGUGGGCCACAAGCAGGUGGUAGCCCUGAUCCGUCAGGGUGGGAACCGCCUUGUCAUGAAGGUCGUGUCAGUGACCAGGAAGCCUGAAGAAGACGGGGCUCGUCGACGAGCCCCGCCUCCUCCCAAGAGGGCCCCCAGCACUACACUGACGCUCCGCUCCAAGUCCAUGACGGCGGAACUGGAGGAGCUCGCCUCAAUUCGGAGAAGGAAAGGGGAGAAGCUGGAUGAGAUCCUGGCGGCGGCCGCAGAGCCAACCCUGAGGCCUGACAUCGCGGACGCCGACUCAAGAGCAGCGACCGUCAAGCAGCGGCCCACCAGCCGCAGGAUCACGCCGGCCGAGAUCAGCUCGUUGUUUGAACGCCAGGGCCUCCCGGGCCCAGAGAAGCUGCCCGGCUCACUGCGGAAGGGGCUUCCACGGACCAAGUCUGUAGGGGAGGACGAGAAGCUGGCGUCCCUACUGGAGGGGCGCUUCCCGCGCAGCACGUCUAUGCAGGACACGGUUCGCGAGGGCCGCGGUAUCCCGCCGCCGCCGCAGACCGCGCCGCCGCCCCCGCCCGGUCCCUAUUACUAUGACUCCGGGCCGCCGCCCGCCUUCUCGCCUGCCACCCCGCCCGAGCGCCUGAAGCGCCGCCCGCGGCCGCCGGGCCCCGACAGCCCUUACGCCAACCUGGGCGCCUUCAGCGCCAGCCUCUUUGCGCCGUCCAAGCCGCAGCGCCGUAAGAGCCCGCUGGUGAAGCAGCUGCAGGUGGAAGACGCGCAGGAGCGCGCGGCGCUGGCGUUCAGCGGCACCGGCGGUCCUGGAAGCGGCAGCUUCGCCCGCGAUCCCUCCCCGACCCACCGCGGGCCCCGACCCGGCAGCCUCGACUACAGCCCCGGCGACGGCCCUGGCCUGGCGUUCGGCGGCCCGGGCCCAGCCAAGGACCGGAGGCUGGAGGAACGGCGCCGCUCCACCGUCUUCCUGUCGGUGGGCGCCAUCGAGGGCAGUCCCCCGAGCGGCGACCUGCCCUCGCUGCAGCCCUCCCGCUCUAUCGACGAGCGCGUCCUGGGCGCAGGAGCUGCCCCUGGCCGCGACCUGCUGCUGCCCUCUCCCGUGUCCGCACUGAAGCCAUUGGUCAGCGGCCCCAGCAUCGGGCCCUCUGGCUCCACCUUCAUCCACCCGCUCACCGGCAAGCCACUAGACCCCAGCUCGCCUCUUGCUCUUGCCCUGGCCGCCCGCGAGCGGGCCCUGGCCUCCCAGGCACCCUCCCGGUCCCCCACACCUGUGCACAGCCCCGAUGCCGACCGCCCUGGGCCGCUGUUUGUUGAUGUCCAGUCCCGAGAUUCGGAACGAGGGGCCUUGGCCUCGCCAGUCUUCUCUCCGAGGAGCCCGGCCUGGGUUCCCGUGCCCGCACGCAGGGAGCCCGAGAAGGCCCCCCGGGAGGAUCGGAAGUCACCUGAGGACAAGAAGUCCAUGAUCCUCAGUGUUCUGGACACGUCCCUACAGCGCCCGGCAGGCCUCAUCGUUGUGCAUGCCACCAGCAACGGGCAGGAGCCUGGCGAGCUGGGGGCCGAAGAGGAGCACCCGGGCUCCCCGGAGCUGGCCCCGGCCCCCAUGCAGUCAGCAGCCGCAGUGGCAGAGCCCCUGCCCAGCCCGCGGGCGCAGCCCCCCAGCAGCACCCCGGCUGACCCCGGGACAGGCCAGGGCAGCUCAGAGGAAGAGCCCGAGCUGGUGUUUGCUGUGAACCUACCACCGGCCCAGCUGUCCUCCAGUGACGAGGAGACCCGGGAGGAGCUUGCCCGCAUUGGGCUGGUGCCGCCCCCCGAAGAGUUUGCCAAUGGGGUCCUGCUGGCCACCCCGCUCCCUGGCCCAGGCCCCUUGCCCACCGCGGGGCCUGGCCCGGCCCCAGGGAAGCCAGGCAGUGAGCCUCCCCCGGCCCCUGAGUCCGCGGCCGACUCCGGCGUGGAGGAGGCCGACACACGAAGCUCCAGCGACCCCCACCUGGAGACCACGAGCACCAUCUCCACCGUGUCCAGUAUGUCCACCCUGAGCUCGGAGAGCGGGGAGCUCACCGACACACACACUUCCUUCGCUGACGGACACACUUUUCUACUCGAGAAGCCACCAGUGCCUCCCAAGCCCAAGCUCAAGUCCCCGCUGGGGAAGGGGCCGGUGACCUUCAGGGACCCGCUGCUGAAGCAGUCCUCUGACAGCGAGCUAAUGGCCCAGCAGCACCAUGCCGCCUCUGCGGGGCUGGCCUCUGCCGCCGGGCCUGCCCGCCCUCGCUACCUCUUCCAGAGAAGGUCCAAGCUGUGGGGGGACCCCGUGGAGAGCCGGGGGCUCCCUGGGCCCGAAGACGACAAGCCAACUGUGAUCAGUGAGCUCAGCUCUCGCCUUCAGCAGCUGAACAAGGACACGCGAUCCCUGGGGGAAGAGCCGGUCGGCGGCCUGGGUGGCCUGCUGGACCCUGCCAAGAAGUCGCCCAUUGCGGCAGCUCGGCUCUUCAGCAGCCUCGGUGAGCUGAGCUCCAUUUCAGCGCAGCGCAGCCCCGGGGGCCCGGGCGGCGGGGCCUCCUACACGGUGCGGCCUGGCAGCCGCUACCCGGUGGCGCGGCGCACCCCGAGCCCGGUGAAGCCCGCGUCGCUGGAGCGGGUGGAGGGGCUAGGGGCGGGCGCGGGGGGCGCUGGGCGGCCCUUUGGCCUCACGCCCCCCACCAUCCUCAAGUCGUCCAGCCUCUCCAUCCCGCACGAGCCCAAGGAGGUGCGCUUCGUGGUGCGCAGCGUGAGCGCGCGCAGCCGCUCGCCCUCGCCCUCGCCGCUGCCCUCGCCUGCGCCCGUCUCCAGCGCCCCCGGCCCACGGCGGCCCUUCCAGCAGAAGCCGCUGCAACUCUGGAGCAAGUUCGACGUGGGCGACUGGCUGGAGAGCAUCCACUUGGGCGAGCACCGCGACCGCUUCGAGGACCACGAGAUCGAGGGUGCGCAUCUGCCGGCGCUCACCAAGGACGACUUCGUGGAGCUGGGCGUCACGCGCGUGGGCCACCGCAUGAACAUCGAGCGCGCGCUCAAACAGCUGGACGGCAGCUGA
Molecule: messenger RNA, 5235 nt
Organism: Trichechus manatus latirostris (Florida manatee)
Lineage: Eukaryota; Metazoa; Chordata; Mammalia; Sirenia; Trichechidae
Gene: SHANK3
Product: SH3 and multiple ankyrin repeat domains 3
Exons: 25
Coding region: 1-5235 (1744 amino acids)
Cellular component (GO): postsynaptic membrane; dendritic spine; postsynaptic density
Molecular function (GO): ionotropic glutamate receptor binding; synaptic receptor adaptor activity
Source: RefSeq, a predicted model, not a curated record